Cydia pomonella (codling moth) is the source of this 1879-nucleotide messenger RNA. Its product is annotated as phosphate carrier protein, mitochondrial-like. Lineage: Eukaryota; Metazoa; Arthropoda; Insecta; Lepidoptera; Tortricidae. Gene Ontology annotation, molecular function: phosphate transmembrane transporter activity. Gene Ontology annotation, biological process: mitochondrial phosphate ion transmembrane transport. The record is from RefSeq and is a predicted model, not a curated record. Gene Ontology annotation, cellular component: mitochondrial inner membrane.
GAACGCAUCCAUAACCAAACGUCAAAAUGGUUCCACGUGAUUACAUAACUUCCGUCAAUGGCGCUCGCUUCGCCCCUGCAUUUCCUUUAGCACUGUGCGUCAGGCGCGGUGUGGAGUGUUGAACGGUGAAAUAGGAUUAUAAGACAUAAUAAUGUUCUCCUCACUGCUGGAGGCGGCGCGCAGCUCGCCGUUCCAUGGCCCGCUCACUCCUGCCAAAUGUGAUGCCAUCACUGCCCCCUCACAGGCCAUGGCCGCUAACGCGGCGACGGAGCUCGGAGACUCGUGCGAGUUCGGCUCCACCAAGUACUUCGCGCUCUGCGGGCUCGGAGGCAUCCUGUCCUGCGGCAUCACCCACACGGCUGUAGUGCCCCUCGACCUGGUGAAGUGCCGUCUCCAGGUAGACGCCGACAAGUACAAGAAUGUGGUGAACGGCUUCAAGGUGUCCGUCAGGGAGGAGGGCAUGAGGGGCCUGGCCAAGGGCUGGGCUCCCACCUUCAUCGGAUACUCACUGCAGGGUCUCUGCAAGUUCGGUCUGUACGAGGUGUUCAAGGUGGGCUACAACAACCUGCUGGACGAGGAGACGGCCUACACUUACCGCACGUUCGUCUACCUCGCCGCUUCGGCGUCGGCCGAGUUCUUCGCCGACAUUGCGCUUUCACCUCUCGAGGCCGCUAAGGUCCGCAUCCAGACCAUGCCCGGGUUCGCCAGCACGCUGCGCGAGGCGUGGCCCAAGAUGGUGCAGAACGAGGGCUACGGCACCUUCUACAAGGGCCUGGCGCCGCUGUGGGGCCGCCAGAUCCCCUACACCAUGAUGAAGUUCGCCUGCUUCGAGAAGACUGUGGAGCUGCUCUACAAGUACGUGGUGCCGAAGCCGCGCGCGGCGUGUUCCAAGGGCGAACAGCUCGUGGUGACGUUCGCGGCCGGCUACAUCGCCGGCGUGUUCUGCGCCAUCGUGUCCCACCCUGCUGACACGGUCGUGUCCAAGCUCAACCAGGACAAGACCGCGACCGUGGGCUCCAUCGUGAGCAAGCUGGGCUUCGCCGGAGUGUGGAAGGGCCUCGGGCCCAGGAUCAUCAUGAUCGGCACCCUCACCGCGCUGCAGUGGUUCAUCUACGACGCCGUCAAGGUGUGGCUGCGCAUGCCGAGGCCGCCGCCCGAGAUGCCCGAGGCCAUGCGCCGGAGGCUCGAGGCCGAGGGGAAACUCAACUAAACCACACGCGGCCCACUGUACUAAAUUAUGGACAAGACUUUAGUACUCUAGGGUAGCCUCGCCGACCGAUGGAUUAUACUUUUUUAUUAGCUGAAGUAAAUUAUUCACUGCCAAAGCUUUCGUGGCGCUACGCUCGUAGCCGAUCCCAGUGUUUUCCCGCCGAGCGGGUUUCCAGCACUUAAUAUGUAAAAAUAUUAGAGUCAGUCCAAGCUAACUUCGCAAUGCCUUAACAUAACAAAGUGAGGAAUGUCUUUAUAAAGAUCAUAUUUUCAUAGAAAUUUGACAUUAAUGACAAAGCAUGGCUUUGUCAUUUCUAAGGGCAUGCUUGCUUCGACCGACUAGAGAUAUGUCCAUGCCGAUUUGCGGUAUUCCCUUUAAGAUAUAUAAAAUCGUCAUGGACCAUUCAACGAAGCCAAGUUCUCUAAAUAUCAAUUUACUUCAGCUAAUAAUAUAGUGUAUCGCGCCGAGGAUUCCGUACCACACUGUAUUAAUAGACCCGAUGUGAUUAUAAUUAAUUACCAUGUUGCAGUAUAAGUGAAGGAUCAUGUUAAUUUAUUUUUAAAUAAAUGAUAUUUUUAUUUAUUUAUGUAUUCCGUUUAUUUUGAUGGCUGCGAUAAUGUAAGUAGUUGAUCGUUGAAUGAAAAACGGUAAUAAAAAUUCAUCUCAACA